AUGAGUUCGAGAAGUUAUGAACCGGAUCCAGAACUAGAACCAGAACAGGCAAGGGUCGAUCGACCAGAGUUGUCUCGUACAGCCUCAACAUCAGAUGUUGUCGAGGCACCAGCCGUUGAGCUACCAAGCAUGCAUAGCGAAGUUGAAGUCAGAGUGGAAAAUCCAAUUUCCAAUGCGAAUGCUGAACAAUCAUCAGGGGGAGAAAAGGAAGGUCGUCGUUUAAUAUUAUUUAAAGCUGCUUUAAGAGGAGAUUGGAAAGCUGCUGAACGUGUUCUGAGAUCGGACAAAAGUGCAGCUUCUCUUUUGAUAACAAAAAGACGAGAUACGCCUCUUCACAUAGCUGCUCUCGCCAAGCAAACUGUGAUUGCCCACAUGCUAGUCAAAUACUUGAACGAAGGAGACCUGGAAAUUAAGAACAAAGAUGGAAAUACAGCUUUCUGGUGUGCAGCUACAUCAGGGGUUGUAGAAAUUGCCAAGGUCAUGUACGAAAAAAAUAAUAAUCUGCCAACAAUUCGAGGGGAAUCCGGCACGACCCCAAUUGAAGUGGCAGCUUGGAACGGAAAGAAAAAAAUGGUUGAAUAUCUUUACGAAAUUACGCUUCUUCGGGAUUUCGGGGCCGCGGAGCGCAUGAAUAUUCUUGUUGCAACUAUCAACAGUGAAAUGUAUGAUAUCGCAUUAAAGAUAUUUAAAGCAGAUGGAAGUAUAGUUACUUCUUCUCCAGACGUCUUCAAGAGAGGACUUGCUCUACACGUGUUAGCACAAAAACCUUUUUCAUACUAUGGUACAAGUCAAGAAUGGAUAUGUGAAAAUCUCGUCCCUUAUGUUCCCUGUUUCAAAAGGAUAUAUGGUUCAAUUCAAAAGCGGAGACAAGCCGGUCAGUUGGUAAAGGAGCUUUGCGAACAGAUUCUGACUUUAGAGGAAGACGAAAUUUUAAAUUUAUUUAUGUAUACUCCUAUUCUCGCUGAUGCUGCAAAAAUUGGGAAUGUUGAGUUUUUGACUCUGCUAACUCACUCAUAUCCUGAUCUUAUGUGGAUAGUCAACUCAAAAAGAGAUGAGUACACCAUAUUUCAUUUUGCAGUUAUUAACCGACAAGAGAAAGUCUUUAGUCUCAUCUACAACACAGGAGGUAUAAAAGAUGCAUUGUUGUCCUUCAGCGAUAAUUCCAAAAACAACAUUUUGCACUUGGCCGCGAAAUUAGCACCACCAAGCAGGCUCAAUAUUGUCUCUGGAGCAGCUCUUCAAAUGCAAAGAGAGCUACAGUGGUUUAAGAUGACAAACACGGAGGGCAAAACGCCUAGGGAGUUGUUUACGGAGGAGCACGAGAAGUUACGGGAAGCCGGUGAGGAUUGGUUGAAGGACACAGCAACUUCUUGCAUGGUUGUGGCAACCUUAAUUGCCACGGUUGCGUUUGCUGCAGCCUUUACCGUACCAGGUGGAAAUCAGGAAGAAAAAGGCACUCCAAUUUUCUUGAACAAUAGGUGGUUCACAGUUUUUGCUAUAUCUGAUGCAGUGGCAAUGUUUAGCUCGACAACUUCCAUAAUGAUGUUCUUGUCUAUCUUAACUUCACGCUAUAGAGAAAAUGAUUUUUUAUUUAUCUUACCGGCAAAGUUGAUGGUUGGACUAAUUACGCUCUUUGCUUCAAUCGUUUGCAUGGCCUUAACAUUUAGUGCAACUUUCUUUUUGGUCUACAAGGAAGAAAAGGAAGGGACAUUGCCAAAAAUUGUUGCUGGUCUUGCUUUGCUUCCAAUCACUUUAUAUGCAAUGCUAAAUAGUAGGUUAUGGAUUUCCCUAAUCCACUCAACCAUCUGGGCGUCAAGGUUUAUGUUUCGACCGGGUAAGCACAGGCUUUUCUAA
Messenger RNA from Fraxinus pennsylvanica, 1854 nucleotides. Lineage: Eukaryota; Viridiplantae; Streptophyta; Magnoliopsida; Lamiales; Oleaceae. The record is from the annotation of a GenBank genome assembly.